UGAGCGCGCAGACGCCAUUGGUAGGACUCACGAAAAAGGGAAAGGGGGGGGAUGGAGCCGCUGGGAGCUCAGACAUUUUGGGACUCUGGACUGGAAGCGGCUAGAACGCUCUCCGGGCUGCGCAUCCUGCAUAUUUGACGCUCCGUGGAGAUGCCUAGCCGAGGUGCGCGACCCGAGGACGGCUCCGGGCUGGUCCCUACCGACAACUCGACCCAGCACAAGGAAGAUCUUAGCAGCAAGAUUAAAGAACAAAAAAUUGUUGUGGAUGAACUUUCUAACCUGAAGAAGAACAGGAAAGUAUAUAGGCAGCAACAGAACAGCGACAUAUUCUUUCUUGCAGACCGAACAGAAAUGCUUUCUGAAAGCAAAAAUACAUUGGAUGAGCUGAGGAAAGAAUACCAAGAAAUAGAAAACGCAGAGAAGACCAAAAUCAAGAAAUAGUCAACUUGAUUUUACAUAGCAAUGUGUGGCAUUUGUUGUGCAGUAAGCUUCUCUGUUGAGCAUUUCAGCAAAGAUUUGAAAGAGGAUUUACUGUGUAAUCUUAAACGGCGGGGACCCAAUAGUAGUAAACAGUUGUUAAAGUCUAAUAUUAACUACCAGUGUUUAUUUUCUGGUCAUGUCCUUCACUUAAGAGGUGUGUUGACUGCCCAGCCUGUUGAAGAUGAAAGAGGCAAUGUAUUCCUGUGGAAUGGAGAAGUCUUUAGUGGAAUAAAGGUUGAAGCUGAAGAGAAUGAUACCCAAAUAA
Molecule: messenger RNA, 745 nt
Organism: Orcinus orca (killer whale)
Lineage: Eukaryota; Metazoa; Chordata; Mammalia; Artiodactyla; Delphinidae
Gene: ASDURF
Product: ASNSD1 upstream open reading frame
Exons: 4
Coding region: 151-441 (96 amino acids)
Source: RefSeq, a predicted model, not a curated record